Caenorhabditis bovis is the source of this 468-nucleotide messenger RNA. The record is from the annotation of a GenBank genome assembly. Lineage: Eukaryota; Metazoa; Nematoda; Chromadorea; Rhabditida; Rhabditidae.
AUGACGUCAAUAGUACUACCAACUAUAAUAUUUUGUAUUGGAAUGGUAGCUGCUAUGCUGGUUGGAAUCAAUAAAUGCAAACAAUGGGAAUUAGACAAAGUUGUAGAAAUGCGACGAACUCGGAGAGUUCUUCAAAGGGUGACCAAUCGAUUGAGAGAGAAAAAUUUCAAAACAAUUCAAAAAGCAAGGACGAUGAGAAAAAGAGCUACAAAGACCAGAUCUAGCCAAUUCUCACCACCGGCUUAUGUUUCUCAAGUCAGCAAUGAAAUUCCGUGUGGAACGUCUCCGCCGCCUUCAUAUGAGGACGCUCUCCUCGAAGAAUAUUAUCGUGAAUGUCAUCCAAAAAGACGCUCUGUUCCAGUUCCGGAAUCACCGCGUAGAUAUGCACGAUCACGUCCCAAUGCAACUCGUCGCCUUAGUCGCCAAAGCAACAAAAGCACCCGAAAGCAAUCAAUUCAAAUUGUGUAA